Oppiella nova is the source of this 546-nucleotide messenger RNA. Lineage: Eukaryota; Metazoa; Arthropoda; Arachnida; Sarcoptiformes; Oppiidae. The record is from the annotation of a GenBank genome assembly.
AUGUCUGUCGUGAGUGAUCCGGGUAUGAGUGAUGUGAUUGAGUGCGCCAUUUGUUUGGACCGUUGCGUGAAUGGCGUACGCCUUCAAUGUCUUCACGUCUUCUGCUUCCUGUGCGCCAAAGGGUCGGCCCAACAGUCGUCGCACAGAUGUCCCGUCUGUCGCCACCCCAUCGCUCACGACUACUUCGACAGCCCUGACCUCAUCGGUGGUGUCGAGUGGACGGCCUCGCAGCACAUGGAUGAGCAGCACAUGUCGUGGCAAUACGAGGGCCGCAACGGCUGGUGGCUCUACGACUGCCGCACCUCGAGGGACAUACAGAAGGCCUUCAAAGCCAACGAGUCUUCCGUGGAAGUAUUGAUCGCUGGCUUCGUGUAUGUCAUAGACUUCGAGCGAAUGAUUCAAUUCAGACGUAACGAACCGAAUCGGAUCCGACGGAUACAACGACAACCCCUCGACCCAAACACCACCAAAGGUGUGGCCGGACUCCGCACUCAGUUCAGUGACACUCACACACCUGACGCUCACAGCUCUUCGGAUCCAGUUAUU